UGUAUGUGCAUGGGGGAAGAAGCUCUGAACUCUGCAGUCUGGUGGUUUGAGCACAGGAAAGCAGACUAAAAGUGGACUAUCUCUGAUUUAUGAUCAGGAAGUAAAGGAGAGGUGAACUGUGGGCUGUGAGGAUUACACGUGAGCUGUAUGGGUACAAAUGACAGGCUCAAGACCAAACCCCCCUUACCCCCUAAACCCCAGAUAAAAGGGGGUAUACCACAGAAGGUCCUGGAUUCCCCUCCAAGCAGCACUAACACGACAAGUGGUGCACAAUACAGACCGACCCCUAAACCUCGCCUACGCAAACCUGGUCCCCUAAAGGAUACCCUGAACCGAACUGGCAAUGCUGAUCAACCCUCUUUGUGUAACACGGACAAUGCUGCCCCAAAUGGAUCCAGUGAGAGCCACUCUGUUCCUCCAGCCUGCCCACCCUGCUGUCCUUGUGUUUGUCAUUAUUCCAGCAUGUACGGACAAAAGAAAAGCCAACAGUAUGAGGACAAUUAUAUCAUUAGCUCAGAGAAUAAAGACAAUAAGGAACUCAGAAGAGUCCCUCCAGCUAUACCUGUACCUGCAAGACCUCUUCCCAAAGAGCCUUGGCAGAUGAUCAUAAUGAAUGUAAAAGGAACGACUGAUGAUGAUAAUGAAAGCAUUUAUGCUGAACCUGACAUGCCAAAGCAUGACGACACAGCACCUGAAAGAUAUGAACCUGAGCCAAGUGGUGUUGCAAUGAAGGUCCCUUCCCAAAAGCCCAUUCCUACUGCAAGGAUGGCUGCUCAGGAGCAGUCUAAACAUCAGGACAGUGAGCAUGUCAUCUCUAAGAGUUUGAGGAAUAAGAAGAAAAAUAAAGCAGAUAAAACAAAACAAAACAAAUCAUCCAUUUCAGUCAAACGUCCGACUACAAUUUCCAACUGUUCACGCAGUCAGUUCUUCCAGACCUCUGCAAAAUGCCCUGAACAAUCAAGUGCAGGUAUGGUGCCAUCUGCAGGCUUGAAGGUUAAGAGGACAAGAAGCUCCCCAUGUAGACAAACUAAAGCAAAGGAUGGCCGUUCCUGGAAGAUGCUGCAGGACAGCUUAUGGCAGGAGCGCUGUGUUGUGAAAGAGAGCGGAAUCCUGAACCACCUAACCAAAGAGGAGCUUCUCCUUCAGGAGAGUAUUUAUGAGGUGGCAACUUCUGAGCAGUCCUAUCUUGAACGGCUAACUGUUGUUGUGAAUCAUUUCAUGGAAUCUCCAGAACUAAAUUCAGCUAUAGCUUCCAGAGACCAAAAAGCACUCUUUUCCAGCAUGCACAAAAUGAGAGAGAUCAGCAAGAACUUCCUGGAGUCGAUGGUUCAGAAUUUGGGCUCCAGGUUGUUUUGUGAAGGUUUCUGUGAUGUUGUCCAUCGUUAUGCCACUGGACCAUUCAGUGCUUAUGUGGAUUACAUCCGCAACAUACCAUGCCAGAAGCAAACACUCAUCAAGUUGAGGAAGGAGAGCCCUCGCUUUGUGGAGAUCUUAAACAAGCUUCAGGAGGACCCAUGUUGCAAUCGGCUGCCUCUCGACUCUUUCCUCUCGCUGCCUUUUCAGAGGAUCUCCCAACUCAAGGUCUUAAUGGAGACAGUCCUAAAGAGGGCAGCCUCAAAGUCAGACAUUCAGGCCUCUGCAGAAGCAGCCUUGACUGAGAUUUCUGAGGUGCUGGAGGCAUGCAAUAGGGAAGUGGGUAAGAUGAAGCAGAUUGAGGAACUUGUCAACAUUGCCAACAAAAUAGAGUUUGAGUGCAAGGCCUUGCCGCUGGUGUCAUCUUCUCGCUGGUUAAUCAGAGAUGGUGAAAUGACCCAGCUCACUCUGAAUGAGAACAUUUUUGUCCAGAGGAAAAAUUGCACUGUCCAUUUGAUCCUCUUCAAUGAUUUGCUACUGGUUGCCUCAAAGAAAGGGUCAGACAGGUAUGUGGUGCAUGAUCAUGUCCACCGUUCCCUCAUUGAGGUCACUGAGGGUGCUAAAGUGGAGGAUGAUCUGGAAGGGUAUGACAUGAGAAGAGUAUUUCUACUGGCUAUUUUGAAGAACCACAAAGGAAGCUCAUACCAACUUUUACUGCAGACCUCCACACUAGAAGAGAGAGACAGCUGGCUGAAGGUCCUGAAGAGUGAGGAAGGAGUGUAUGAAGAGUGGGAUUGUCCUCAGGUGCGAUGUAUUGAAGCGUAUAAUGGACAACAACCUGGAGAGCUCAGUCUACAGCCUGAGGACAUAGUCAGCAUCAUCCAGAAAACAUCUGAUGGUUUAAUGGAGGGUCGGAGGCUUCCUGAUGGGGAGAGGGGCUGGUUCCCUGCUAAGUGUGUGAUGGAGAUCUCUAAUGAGCAUGUGCAGAGACGCAACCUGCGUCAGCGUCACCACGUCCUCCAGGCAGCUGCAAACAUCCUAAAACGCCGCAGCAUUUGUCAGGACCAGCACACCACUACCUGCUUCAACAAAUAUUAAUUACAAUAUUUAUUAUCUGCCUAUUUAGUCUUAUAGACCCAACGCCAAUGUACGUAGCAGCUUUAGGAACUAAAAAAGCACUGGGAACUGUAUGCAUGUAUGCAUGUUUUAUAUGAGAUGGGCUUUUAUAUGGUUGGUCUACUCUUUACUCUUCAGGGAAAUAAUCUGUAAAAUAAUGAAAUCUAUAUUAUGAUUAAUGGUCUCUGUGUGAAUAAUAUUCCCUUUUGUUGUCAUGGAGAUGGAAAGCAUCACUCUUUACUGUGCUAGCUUACAGUUUAUUUAACCUCACAUUAAAAGUUGAUUAUAUUUCCCAGCUUUUAGGCUUUUGUAAAGUCAUUAUGAGGGAAAUAGUGUUGUUCAGAAUCUUUCUUUUAGUGGAUACUUGAAUGGGUUGAUUGUAGAGGAGACGCUUAUAGUUCAUACUAUUUAUUUUUCUGCACUGAAACCUCAGACUAUU
Messenger RNA from Pangasianodon hypophthalmus (striped catfish), 2908 nucleotides. Its product is annotated as ephexin-1. The transcript has 16 exons. Gene Ontology annotation, molecular function: guanyl-nucleotide exchange factor activity; protein binding. The record is from RefSeq and is a predicted model, not a curated record. The coding region runs from base 148 to 2451 and encodes 767 amino acids. Gene Ontology annotation, biological process: activation of GTPase activity. Lineage: Eukaryota; Metazoa; Chordata; Actinopteri; Siluriformes; Pangasiidae.